Molecule: messenger RNA, 1130 nt
Organism: Acomys russatus (golden spiny mouse)
Lineage: Eukaryota; Metazoa; Chordata; Mammalia; Rodentia; Muridae
Product: anoctamin-2-like
Exons: 7
Coding region: 9-1001 (330 amino acids)
Biological process (GO): chloride transmembrane transport
Cellular component (GO): plasma membrane
Molecular function (GO): chloride channel activity
Source: RefSeq, a predicted model, not a curated record
GCUGCCUCAUGGAGCUGUGCAUCCAGCUCAGCAUCAUCAUGUUGGGGAAGCAGCUGAUCCAGAACAACAUCUUUGAGAUUGGCGUCCCGAAGCUAAAGAAACUCUUUCGGAAGCUGAAAGAUGAGACUGAACCUGGAGAAAGUGACCCUGAGCACUCAAAACGUCCAGAGCAGUGGGACCUGGACUACAGCCUAGAGCCAUACACUGGGCUGACUCCGGAGUACAUGGAAAUGAUCAUCCAGUUUGGUUUUGUCACCCUGUUUGUGGCCUCUUUUCCACUGGCACCAGUGUUUGCCCUCCUCAACAAUGUCAUAGAAGUGCGGCUGGAUGCAAAAAAGUUUGUUACAGAGCUGAGACGCCCGGAUGCUGUGAGGACCAAAGACAUUGGAAUUUGGUUUGACAUUCUCUCUGGAAUUGGCAAGUUCUCCGUCAUCAUCAAUGCUUUUGUCAUCGCUGUCACCUCCGACUUUAUCCCCCGCCUUGUGUACCAGUAUUCCUAUAGCCGCAAUGGGACUCUGCACGGCUUUGUGAACCACACUCUCUCCUUUUUCAAUGUCAGCCAGCUGAAGGAAGGAACGCAGCCAGAAAACUCACAAUUCGACCAGGAGGUUCAGUUUUGCAGGUUCAAGGAUUAUCGAGAGCCACCAUGGGCACCAAACCCAUAUGAGUUUUCCAAGCAGUACUGGUCUGUUCUGUCUGCCCGUCUGGCCUUUGUUAUCAUCUUCCAGAACCUAGUGAUGUUCCUGAGUGUCCUUGUAGACUGGAUGAUCCCAGAUAUCCCCACGGACAUUAGCGACCAGAUCAAGAAAGAGAAGAGCCUGUUGGUGGAUUUCUUCCUGAAGGAGGAACACGAGAAGGUUAAGUUGGCUGAUGAUCCCACCCAGAGGAGCCAGGGAGGUAGGGAUCAAAGCAGGAGGAGCCGUGCAGCCAGCUCUGCACCCUCAGGCCAGAGCCAGCCAGGCAGCAUAGCAUCCUCGGGGUCCCAGCACACCAACGUGUGAGCCUGCAGUUGGCAGCAGAGGAGGGCACAUCAUGGUGAAACGCAUGCGCACAUCGUAUGUUCCUAUAACACAGGGGCUCUUCUGCUGGCAACUGGCUUGUGGGUGUCUCCAAGAGGAAGUUACGGAAAU